UAUUAAGGUACUUAGCUAAUUCAAAAUGAAAAUCACGAGAUACAAGAAAGUCCAAAAGUAUCUAAAAUUUUACUACAACAACUUUGGUUUCCACCAACCUUACCAAGUGUUGAUCGACGGGACCUUCUGCUUUUCAGCUUUUAAAGAACACAUAGCAAUAAGAGAGCAGCUCACAAAAUAUCUUAACGGAAAUGUUAAGCUGCUCACAACUAGAUGUAUUAUAAAAGAAACAGAAAAAAUUGCAAAAAAGACUCAUGGUGCAUUAACUAUACUGAAACAAUUUGGUAUUCAUGAAUGUGGUCAUAAAGAACCUGUCUCCGGCUCGCAGUGUAUUUUGUCUAUGGUGGGCAAGAAAAAUGAUAAACACUAUAUACUGGCAACACAGGAUAGGGAUUUGCAAGAAAAAAUGAGAUUGAAAGCUGGUGUACCACUACUUUACCUACAUAACAAGUCGCCUACACUUGAAAAACCAUCACCUGCAAGUUAUGGUAAAGCUGGUCAAAGUUUAGAAGCAAAUUCUUCUAUAUUCAUAAGCCCAACUCAAAAUGAAGCACUAAAGAACAUGAAAAAGUCACUCGGCAUCGAAGAAAAGGAUGAAACUAAAAAAAUAAUAGUCAAAGAGAAAAAACAGAAGAACCCAAAUCCUUUGUCUUGUAAGAAAAAGAAAACAAAACAAGGCAAUAAACAAAAUGAUAAGAAAGAUAAAGUUUUUGAGGGUAGAGUAAAAAAAAGGAAAAAAUCUAAACACAAGAAUACUUUGCCUUAGUGUUUUGUUGUGGAAUAAGUAAAUAAAGUUUGUUUUAUAAUUUAAA
Messenger RNA from Bicyclus anynana (squinting bush brown), 812 nucleotides. Its product is annotated as rRNA-processing protein UTP23 homolog. Gene Ontology annotation, molecular function: small ribosomal subunit rRNA binding. The record is from RefSeq and is a predicted model, not a curated record. NCBI's taxonomy places the organism in Eukaryota, Metazoa, Arthropoda, Insecta, Lepidoptera, Nymphalidae. The transcript is spliced from 2 exons. The coding region runs from base 26 to 766 and encodes 246 amino acids. Gene Ontology annotation, cellular component: nucleolus; small-subunit processome.